UGCUCACUGCAGAGUCCUUCAUUGAUAAAUCAGCAGUUGUGUGAACCAGGGGACUGCAGCUGGACACAUCACCUUCACCUCAUCAUGCGCCCACACACUCGACCCGAGUCUCCGUCCAAGGUGCACCUCAGGCAGUUGCACUCACACUCAGUCAGGUUGAGAGGCUCCUCUUAAGCCACCAAAGAAUCCUCUUUUCCUUUCUCCACAUCCUGGCUUUGGAGUUGAGAAGGACAGUUGAGGAGUAGCUGAUCUGGGACUUUAGAAAAAAACCUGCAGCACCUUCAAGGGACCAAGUCUGCGCAACAGAUAAAGCCUGUCCGUCACCCUGGGAUCUAAGGAGGCAAGCGGUGCGCCGGUGUCGGCCAUGAAGCUGGUGAACGGUGGAGGAGGUGGCGGAGGAGGGGGGGAGAAAUCCGCCUUCUCCUUUAAGAAGUGCUCCGCUUUUCAGUUUGUCAAGAGAAAGGUGCGAAGGUGGAUGAGGAAUCCCAAGGUGAGCGUAGAAAAAGCUCAAGGGAAAGGCCGCCUUUGUGCUUGCCCAAAGUGUCCGCUGACUGAAGAGCUGUGGUACACACACUUCCCCUCACCUUACUGCUGCUGUCACUACUCAGGCCUGCAGGGGGGCCAGUAUUAUCACCAGGAGCCGUGCUCCCCCUGCGCUGCAAGCGGAACGAGCAGCGGGCACGAGAAAAGCAAAGGCUUCAAGGUCAGGAAGUGGAAGAUGCUGGCUCGCCAUCACACUGAAACCAAGCAGAAGGAAGCGGAGUCAGAAGUCCCCAUGGGAGGCUGCCAGUGCUGGGGCGUCCACGGCUCUUCGCUCUUUGCCAGCCCCGUGAUGCUGGAGUGCUCCAUCUGCAGCGGGCCCUACAUCGGCUACACCCUGGAAGACACCUGGCAGCCGCGCCAGCGCACACAGGCGAUGGACCUAUACUACCACAAUGAGUCAGACCUGGACAGCUACUAUUUCCCUGGAGACAACACUUUUAUGAAACAAAGAAGGAUGGGUUUGAAUGACUUCAUUCAGAGGCUCGCCACAAACUCCUACGCCUGCAAGCAUCCGGAAGUUCAGUCCAUUCUGAACUUGAGUCCUCCGCAGGAUGCCGAGUUGAUGAACGCAAACCCCUCACCUCCGUCCAGCCCGUCCCAGCAAAUCAACCUCGGCCCAUCUUCCAAUCCUUCAGCCAAACCCAGCGACUUCCACUUCCUCAAAGUGAUCGGCAAAGGCAGCUUCGGGAAGGUCCUGCUGGCACGCCACCGCUCAGACGAUCAGUUUUACGCCGUCAAAGUGUUACAGAAGAAGGCCAUUCUCAAGAAGAAGGAGGAGAAGCAUAUCAUGUCAGAGAGGAAUGUGCUGCUGAAGAAUGUCAAGCAUCCAUUCUUGGUUGGCCUGCAUUAUUCUUUCCAAACUGCAGACAAACUGUAUUUCGUCUUGGACUAUAUCAAUGGAGGAGAGCUGUUCUACCACCUGCAGAGAGAGCGCUGCUUCCUGGAGCCCAGAGCCAGGUUCUACGCAGCAGAGAUUGCCAGUGCACUGGGAUACCUUCACUCCCUAAACAUCGUCUACAGAGACCUGAAGCCUGAAAACAUCUUGCUCGACUCUCAAGGACACAUCAUUCUAACAGAUUUUGGGCUCUGCAAGGAGAACAUCGAGCCUAAUGGGACCACAUCGACCUUCUGCGGUACGCCAGAGUAUUUGGCUCCUGAGGUGUUGCACAAGCAGCCGUACGACAGAACCGUAGAUUGGUGGUGUUUAGGAGCUGUUCUCUACGAGAUGCUUUAUGGCCUGCCUCCGUUCUACAGCCGUAACACAGCAGAGAUGUACGACAACAUCCUGAACAAGCCCCUGCAGCUGAAACCCAACAUCUCCAACGCAGCCAGGAACCUGCUGGAGGGUCUGUUGCAAAAAGAUCGCACCAAGAGACUGGGCUGCACGGACGACUUUAUUGAAAUCAAGAACCACGUAUUCUUCUCCCCAAUCAACUGGGAUGAGCUUAAUGCCAAGAAGAUCACCCCCCCUUUCAACCCUAAUGUGACUGGACCCAAUGACCUGCGACACUUUGAUCCAGAGUUCACGGAUGAGCCGGUUCCCAGCUCCAUUGGCUGUUCCCCGGACAGCGCCCUCUGUACAGCCAGCAUCAAAGAGGCAGCUGAGGCCUUUGUGGGCUUUUCCUAUGCCCCAUCUAUGGACUCCUACCUAUAGGAUUUAACCACAGGCCAUGGAAACCAGUGUAGACCUACUGGACAUGAAACCCACAGUGUCCUCAGACUUGCAUCUUGACCCCCACCCAGCGAUUCCCAUCAGAAUGGCGGAUAUCUCUGAAACAAUCCCUGCAAGAGCUAUUCGGCUUCAUGUGUACUUUACCAUUUCUGCCCAGCUCUUGAAUGCAUUCAAUGCAAGAUGUUCACCACAAAUUGUGACUGGUUUCAUCUUGACUUCUUUAUUAGCCCUCACUACACAUUUCUUACCCUCUGGUGGAAGUCUUUUGCACUUUGCUCGGGCAGCUCCACAUUGUUUUAACGCUACAUCUGACAAGCACACACACAAUAUAGUUGUUUAAAAAAUAGUGGACUGAGCCACCCUUUUUUCUACUCUGGAGAGGUCCAUGUCCAUCCAUGUAGCGAAGCAUCUUCAUUCCCUAACGUGGACCUGCCUUUUGAGUCUAAAUAAGUAGCUUGGAGACAGCAUUUAGUUUGGUGCGUUAGUUUCUCCUCUUAUUUUUUUUGCUUCGAGAAGGGAGUCAAUAGAUGAAUGUUACGAGUCUUAAUUUCUCUCAGAGGUGUCCUUACUGUCAUUGGAGUUUGCUUGUAUCCACAUUAGUUUCAUCCACUUUUUAUUUUGUCUUGAGUGGAGGGAUUUAGCACUAAAUUAGUGCACCUGUUCUGCCUUGAACAUGUGAGACACAGGGACUCAGAUGACGUUUCUUACCUUCAUUUGCACAUUAAUGCUGAUGGCGAGAUGAAAAAGGGAGCACUGCUGCUAGGUGAGAGGGAGGGGUUGAGAAGUAGUUCGUUUUCCUCGAAGUUUGCUCGAAAACUGCAUCCCCCCACCCCUCAUGGUCUUCCAUUCGCCUCACACUGUUGAAACCGCAGCCAGCUGUCAGGCUGCCAGCAUUGAAACAUUCCACUUUAAUAUUGCUGUAUUGCAGUCGGACUGUAUUUAAGUUUGUUUGUAUAUUUGAAGUUAUGUGUUCUAGUUUAAUGUAUAUUAAAAGGAAAACAACCUAAGGUAUGCUUUAUUAUGUAUAUGUAACAAUUCAUGUUUAAUGUACUGUAAAUUGUACAAUGGUUUAUGUGACCAUGUUGAGUUUGCAAUAAAAGUUUAACUUUAUUACAUGUUCAAAA
Molecule: messenger RNA, 3339 nt
Organism: Oryzias melastigma (Indian medaka)
Lineage: Eukaryota; Metazoa; Chordata; Actinopteri; Beloniformes; Adrianichthyidae
Gene: sgk1
Product: serum/glucocorticoid regulated kinase 1
Exons: 14
Coding region: 365-2197 (610 amino acids)
Biological process (GO): protein phosphorylation
Molecular function (GO): protein serine/threonine kinase activity; ATP binding
Source: RefSeq, a predicted model, not a curated record